GUGGAUCGCUCUACCUUGAGCCUUGAGCCCGAACCCGAAUCCGAAGGGAAGAGAGAGAGAGAGAGAGAAGAAAGUUUUUGCGCGUUUGUUUAAUAUGUGUGUUAAAUAUUACGCCGUUCAAGAAAAAUGAAUGCUUAUGCAAAUGAGCAGCAGCCAGCGUGGUGCGCGAGAGGACUAGACAAACAAGAAAGAAGUGUUUGCGCGUGUUCGAAAGGAUGACCAGACCCGAUGAUGUGAUGAUGUGUUAUUGCGGUUGAGUUUGAGUUUACGCGUUGUAGAAUUCGGUGGUUUUGAUUGAAAGUUAAUUUGAUGGAUGCUGAUGGAAGGUGUGAUACAAACGGCGGACCGACCGGAAUAGCUGCAUAUAGAAGCAAACUUCUCCGGUUCGAUAUCAGUGAUCAGCAGCAUGUCCGUCUGUUGAAGCGCAGUUUCGGAACGGAAGAUUGCCUCCCGCCGUUGGGUCUUGCAGUGUUGCUGAACAAAGAAGGUAACGACGACGAAGACGAGUGCCAAUCGAGGAAGCAACGGAAGACGGUCAGCACAAUGUCUCUCAACGGUGGUCACAAAGGUCGUAGCCCUCUGGCAAAUGUCUCAAAUAAUGCUCAGCCAGGGAAUAAUAAUCUUCCCCCCGGAGCGGGGUCCAUUCAACAUGGAGCAAAUGAUGCAAACCUGCGGAAGUACUUCAGUGUUGUGAAUGACGAACAGUUCUUCCUAUACAGGAAACCCACCGUAAAGGCCAUAAUGGAGGACCACUUUGUCAGGUUGUCGGAUGAGAUUAUUCUGCACAUUUUCCGUUUCUUGCCUAAAAAGACGUUGAUACGGUGCGGUCAAGUAUCCAAACGGUUCAACCAAGUGUCCCUAGAUGAAACCCUGUGGACUCGGUUGGACCUUUCCUGUCGAUCUCUGCGGGAGGGAGCUCUCGGACGGGUUAUUUCGAGAGGCACUGUAAUUCUAAGACUGGCCCAGGCACACGUGUCCAAUCCGGUGUUCCAAUGCGGCAGCGUAGAUCCCUGCUACGAGACCAAGCUGCAGUUUCUAGAUCUGAGUAUGUGUUCCAUCGAGCGGGAAACCUUGCGCGAACUGUUGUCCCGGUGCCGAUCGCUCCGGAAGCUAAGCCUGGAAAAUGUACCUGUUGACACCGAGUGCUGUCGGGAGAUUGCAUGCAAUGUGAAUCUGGAAGCGCUGAACUUGACCAUGUGCGAGGGAUUGGAGUACUUCAACGUGUCCUUGAUGGUGAAAAAGCUCACCAAACUGCACAGUUUGAACAUUUCCUGGACGCAGCUAUCCCGCUCCACGGUGGACUACGUGGUGACGCACGUGACGCCGAGCUUGCUGCGGCUGAACAUGGCCGGCUGUCGGAAUUCCAUGACGGACGAUGCUCUGCAAAAGCUCGUCGACCGUUGUCCCGAUCUGGUGGAACUGGAUCUCUCCGACUGCACUCAUUUGACUUCGCAGGCUAUGAAGAUGGUCUGUAAGUUGAAAAACCUAGAGUAUCUAUCCCUAUCGCGGUGCUACAACAUCAACGUCACAUCCUAUCUUCAACUGAGUGAACUGGAACCGCUGCAAUUUCUGGACGUCUUCGGACUCCUGUCAGAACCGGCACUGGCCAUGCUGCAGACGUCCUUCCCCGGUGUGGGGAUCAACAAGUUCAUGCACAGUUCCGUGGCGAGGCCCACCGUCGGAUCGCGGCGGACUUCGAUCUGGGGCAUGCGAACACGAGACUGAAUAAACCUUCGUCGGGUGCCAUUGUCGUUAUCAUCGUCGUUGUCGUCGUCGUCCUCCGUCUUCUGCAUUUAUUUCCUACCCUACCUAACGAUGCUUCGAUUGUAAAUAAUGGUUUUCUCACGUUAAUUAUAACUACAAAUUAAACAUUAGAGUCGAAUGAUAGGGAUAUAUGAGUCGGAAGCAGCUCUUUGUUCGUCUAUUGUUCAUAUAAAUACUAA
Aedes albopictus (Asian tiger mosquito) is the source of this 1943-nucleotide messenger RNA. It is a transcript of the gene Skp2, whose product is annotated as S-phase kinase-associated protein 2. The transcript is spliced from 4 exons. NCBI's taxonomy places the organism in Eukaryota, Metazoa, Arthropoda, Insecta, Diptera, Culicidae. The record is from RefSeq and is a predicted model, not a curated record. Gene Ontology annotation, molecular function: protein binding. Gene Ontology annotation, cellular component: cytoplasm. The coding region runs from base 310 to 1725 and encodes 471 amino acids.